AUGUUCAACCCAAACCUCGAGGCACUGGACAUUGAUCAAGCUGGAAUCGACGUUCUGUAUGUUCAAGGGAGCAUUUCAGAUCGUUCACUUCUCAUAACCACCGAACAAGAACCCUUGGCGAAGACAUUGGACCAGUCCCCAUCUCUUCGAUCGGCGGUGGGAUCGCGCCGACCUUCAACCCCGUGA
Penicillium mononematosum is the source of this 186-nucleotide messenger RNA. RefSeq lists its product as uncharacterized. The transcript has a single exon. Bases 1 to 186 code for a protein of 61 amino acids. The record is from RefSeq and is a predicted model, not a curated record. NCBI's taxonomy places the organism in Eukaryota, Fungi, Ascomycota, Eurotiomycetes, Eurotiales, Aspergillaceae.